Molecule: messenger RNA, 5604 nt
Organism: Sclerotinia sclerotiorum 1980 UF-70
Lineage: Eukaryota; Fungi; Ascomycota; Leotiomycetes; Helotiales; Sclerotiniaceae
Exons: 7
Coding region: 1-5604 (1867 amino acids)
Biological process (GO): siRNA processing
Cellular component (GO): cytoplasm; nucleus; RISC complex
Molecular function (GO): RNA binding; ribonuclease III activity
Source: RefSeq, a predicted model, not a curated record
AUGGAAACUAAUGCAUAUCAUCAAACAGCAAGCAAACAAACGUCUUCUUCAGACGAGGAAGAUCUUUUGUCGUUUCAUGACGCUGUUACUGUCAUUCAACCUCAAGUUCUCUCUUCUUCUGUCAAUGUUGAUACUUUCCGAGGAAAUAUAUCUUUUGCACAUAGCAAUGGCAAUGCUGUAGUAGGUGUCAACAGCGGAUCUAUCAACAAGGUCUCGCAAUCUUCUUACUCCACUCAAUCUUCAUCCUUUCUGAACGGUAAUCAAGGUGAUACCGGAACCUCUCUGUCUCUUUCAACCUACUGCAGGCCGGAAAUUAUCUUUGGAUCUCCUUCGGAGAAUCCAGAAAUUUCACUUCAUAAAACAUCGCCCAAUUCAAUUCAAGCUUCGGAUUCGGUUUCUCUACUUUCUGUCACUGAUCAAGGUCAAGGUCUCACUACACCAGUCACAACGUCAUCGGCGAGGAGACCAAGCUUUCUAGAGAAAUCUCCACGAUCCUCAAGUCCGGACCUGAUCCAAUUCACUCCUCCGGAGAGAAGUUUGUCAAGAAAGGAAAGUAAGAAAGCUAGGGAGUCUAUUCAAAUUCAUGCCUCAAAGCUGAAAUCUAUUGCACCCGCCUUCUCUGCAUUGAAUCCUUUUCCUUCUUCGAGAUUACCCCGCACGCCAGGAGACUUUAAGAGGAAUCCAGCAUCUCUUUCUAUUGAUAACCUUAUAAAUCCUGAGCCACAAAUACCCAUAUCAGCCAUCACAAACGCUCUCCAUUGCAAAAACUUUCAGGGGAUCCCUAGGAAAGACGUUGUUCAACCUACUGCUGGAGAUAAACUUUCCCUUACUAGGAUAGCCAGUAUGGAAUUGCCACAAGCUCCCCACGUUGCGGAUGUGGUCAUGUCGAUGACUGUUGACUUGAUUGCUUCACAAGAGUCUGCUUCAGCUGCUGACGGCCAGCCUCAAAGGUCGAAGAUGCUAAACCUACCAAUUCCUUCUCUACUCGCUGAGAAUGGUAAGGGGGUUUCUUCCGCUGCUGUAUUAACAAACUCUCUUGGUCCAGAUCUUUAUCGCGACAUUCCUCUACAACCCGGCUCGUCAUUUCCGGUGGAUUCUUCUGCUGUCGUGUCAGCUACUCGCAUUACCCAAGCCUCUAUGCCAUUUGCACUUGCCACAAGAACAACUGAUGACGUUUUUGCAGAACUCAAGCGGCCUUUACAUGCUCAAGCAAGCACCAACAUUCAGGCCUCCGACAAAUAUGACAAGUCGAACCAACAUGAAACGCUUGCUGCCGAGGAAGAGGAAGACGAAGACGAUGGAGAGGAUCUGAAUCAACCGGCUCCAGCUAUUAAACGAAUCUCAGCACGAAAGCAAAAAAAUGCUGCCAUAUUUGACACAUUUCUCAAAGAAGUUGCCAAACAACCUAAGACAGAAAAAAUUUCACAUGCGGAUGAUGAAGCAGUUCAGUCUACCAGGUGGUUAAUUGAGCAGGCGGAAAAACAACAUAUCAUAGAGAGUCCUAGAGAUUAUCAACUUGAAUUGUUUGAGAAGGCCAAGAAACAGAAUCUCAUAGCUGUUUUGGACACUGGCUCUGGCAAAACAUUUAUCGCCGUUCUCCUACUUCGUUAUAUCAUUGACCAAGAGCUUGAGGACAGAGCUAUUGGCAAAUCUAAACGUGUCUCAUUCUUCCUGAAAGAUCAUCCUUAUGCCAGGAUUAUCAAGGAUUUCUAUCGCAGUGAUACAGAUGAACCAAUUUCUCUGCCUAAAAUAUUCGGGAUGACGGCAUCACCUGUUGAUGCUAGGGAUAAUAUCAAAAAAGCUGCAGAAGAGCUUGAGGGUCUUUUACACAGUCAGAUUUGCACUGCGGUAGAUCCUAGCUUGAUGCAGUACUCGAUCAAAGGCAAGCCGGAGACCAUUGCUUUCUAUGAUUGCUUGGGCCCGAGAUUUCACACUCCUCUUUAUCUCAAGAUGCUCCCACUCCUAGAGGAGAACCCUAUUUUUCAGAAGCCGUUUAUAUUUGGGAAGGAAGCCAGUCGAACUCUAGGGUCCUGGUGUGCUGACCAAAUCUGGACUUUCUGUCUUCAAGAGGAAGAGUCUAAGAAACUUCAAGCAAAGACAGAGCAGGCGCACCACAGCAAAAAAGUACCGGAGCCAUUGGAGGUCCUGGAGGAACGCAAGGAACAACUUCAAGAGGCUAAAUCCAUUGUGAAAGAUCAUAUUUUUGAGCCACCUCACUUUGCGUCAAAAUUAUCAGAUGACUUUGCAACGAAGGUUCAUUAUUCGACUAAUUUGUCUACAAAGGUGGUUGCUCUGUUGAGUAUUCUCAAAGAUAGAUUUCAACGACCAACUAAUGACAAAUGUAUUGUAUUUGUCAGAGAGAGGUACACUGCACGGCUUCUAGCGUCACUCCUCUCCACACCUGAAGCCGGAACACCGUUUUUGAAGGUCGCACCGCUGGUUGGUACCACGUCUACUUCAGCCGGAGAAAUGCAUAUCACAUUUAGAUCCCAAACCCUUACCAUGCACGAUUUUCGCAAUGGUAAAAUAAAUUGUCUCAUCGCAACAUCCGUUGCAGAAGAAGGCCUUGAUAUUCCUGAUUGUAAUCUCGUCGUUAGAUUUGAUCUGUACAGUACAGUAAUCCAGUACAUUCAAUCCAGAGGCCGUGCUAGACAUGUAAACUCGAGAUAUUACCACAUGGUGGAGAGCCAUAACGAAGAACAGAGGCGAACGAUCAAGGAAGUUUUGAAGCAUGAGAAAUUGCUGAAGCAUUUUGCUUCUGCUCUACCCGAGGAUCGAAAGUUGACUGGCAACAAUUUUAAUAUGGACUAUUUUCUUAGAAAAGAGCGAACUCACCGAGUCUAUACCGUCCCUGGUAGCAAUGCGAAACUCACCUAUAGAAUGAGCUUAACGGUCUUAUCUGCCUUCGUUGAUUCCCUUCCUCAAGCCCAAGAUUCAGCCCUUCGUGUGGAUUAUGUCGUCACAACUGUCAAUAAGCAGUUUAUAUGUGAAGUCAUUUUACCGGAAGAAGCACCUAUACGUGGAGCAAUUGGUCGGCCAGCAACAACCAAACAGGUAGCCAAAUGUUCUGCAGCUUUCGAAACAUGUGUAAUUUUGCAUCAGAAGGGCUACAUUGAUCAAUUCCUGCUCUCCACAUUCAAGAAGUCGGCCCAUAUGAUGAGAAAUGCCCUUUUAGCCGUGGAUGGAAAGAAACGAGAAGCUUAUGAGAUGAGCACGAAACCAACUUUGUGGUUAUCCAAAGGAGAGCAAGGCAUCUUUUAUAUGACUAUAUUGUCUCUCAUAUCUCCGGAAAGUCUCGACAGAGCAUCACAACCCUUGGGUCUACUUACAAGAUCUCCUUUGCCUGUUUUGCCACAAUUCCUUCUUCAUUUCGGAGGCGGUCGAAACUCGCCGGUUUCAUGCGUGCCUCUCACUUCUUCAGUGAAGCUCGAAGGAACCACGCUUGACCAAGUUAAUAUGUUCACCCUAUGUCUAUUUCAGGAUGUGUUCAGCAAAGCUUACAAAUCGAAUCCUGAUAGUAUGCCGUACUUUUUGGUUCCUAUCAAUUGUCCAAAUCACACUGGGGACUGGAAAGAUUAUGAGCCCAUGUCAAUAAUUGAUUGGGAAACUGUUCAAUAUGUCCAAGAUUUCGAGAACAAGCAGGCCGGUAAACCAUGGGAGCAUAAGCCAUGGUUAGGAAAGCCAGAUGAGUAUUUCAAAAACAAGUUCAUAACUGAUCCUUUCGAUGGAUCUCGAAAACUGUGGUCGGUAGGAAUCACAAAAGACUACAAACCUUUGGAUCCAGUUCCACCAAAUACAGCACCUAGAAAGGGAGCUAGGAAGAACAACAGUAACAUUAUGGAGUAUAGUUGUAGUCUUUGGGCAAAAGCUAGAACAAGACGAACCUUCGAUGAAGAGCAACCUGUUGUUGAAGCAACAUACAUUUCGCUCCGGAGAAACUUGCUUGAUGAGUUUGAUACAGGAGAAGUUGAAACUCCAAAGAAAUGCUUCGUAAUUUUGGAACCAUUGAAGGUUUCACCUCUCUCAACCACUGUAGUUGCAAUGGCCUAUCUUCUGCCUGCCAUCAUUCAUCGAGUUGAGUCAUAUCUCAUUGCCCUCGAAGCUACUGAUUUAUUGCAUCUUGAUAUUCGCCCUGACCUUGCAUUGGAAGCCGUUACUAAAGAUUCUGACAAUUCUGAAGAGCAUGGUGAAGAGCAAACAAAUUUCCAACGAGGAAUGGGUAACAAUUAUGAACGCCUCGAAUUUCUUGGGGAUUGUUUCCUGAAGAUGGGAACAUCAAUAUCUCUAUACGGUUUAAACCCUGAUAGUGACGAAUUUCGUUAUCAUGUUGAUCGUAUGUGCCUGAUAUGCAACAAGAAUUUGUUCAACACGGCUUUAAAGCUGGAGCUUUACAGGUUCAUUCGAUCAGCAGCCUUCAAUCGACGUGCUUGGUAUCCCGAAGGCCCUGAGUUAUUAAGAGGUAAAACGGCUACUGCACCAAACACUCACAAGCUUGGUGACAAGUCAAUUGCAGAUGUUUGUGAAGCGAUGAUUGGCGCCGCCUUACUCAGUCAUCAUGAAAGCAAAUCCAUGGAUAAUGCAGUUCGUGCAGUUACCGAAGUUGUCAAUAGUGACAAUCACAAAGCUAUAGUAUGGUCUGACUAUUACAAGCUCUAUCAGAAGCCAAAAUACCAAACUGCUGUAGCUACAGCUGCACAAAUAGAUCUGGCGAGACAAGUUGAGACGAAACAUCCGUAUCACUUCAAAUACCCACGGCUUUUAAGAUCAGCAUCCACCCAUCCAGCAUAUCCGUUUUCUUACGAACAAAUUCCCAGCUAUCAACGACUCGAAUUCUUGGGCGAUGCCUUACUCGACAUGGUUCAAAAAAUGGUUGCAGAGUAUGCUUGUGAUAUCAAUGAAGCCCUUAUCCAAGCCAAAGCAGAUGCCAAGAGAGCGGGUAAAUCAGAAGAUGAUUACGCUCCUGAUUAUUGGAUCACCGUUCGUCAACCUCCUAAAUGUCUUCCGGAUAUGGUUGAAGCAUUCAUUGGUGCCAUUUUCGUUGAUUCUGAGUACAAAUUUGAGGAAGUAGAGAAGUUCUUUGAAAUGCACAUCAGAUGGUACUUUAAGGACAUGAGUAUCUACGAUACUUACGCCAACAAGCAUCCAACCACAUUCCUCACCAAUUUCUUGCAAAAGAAUAUGGGUUGUGAAGAUUGGGCACCUGUUAGUCGUGAAAUGCCUGGAGAGGAUGGUAGAAAGAAUGUUGUGGUUUGUGGUGUCAUUGUGCACAACAAGGUGGUAUCAACUUUCCAAGCUGAAAGCAUGCGAUAUGCGAAGGUGGGUGCAGCUAAGAAAGCUUUGGCACAAUUGGAGGGUAUGAGCGUUCGAGAAUUCAGAGAACAAUUCGAAUGUUCAUGUAAAGGGGAUGUUGCUGAUGCAGAGGGCAAUGUCGAAUUUGUUGAGCGUGAGGAUGGAAUCUCAGGGAUGGAUAUGGGAAUGGGACCGGGUUAUAGAGAACAGGUUUUUGAUGAUAUUUUGAAGGAAGUUGGGGAUGAUAUGAAUGGAGAAGAUAAGGAGAAUGGAAUUGUGGAGGAUUUGACGGAAGGAAAAUUACUGGAGUUAUAG